AUGGAAAUCAAAAAAAUAACAAUAGCAAACAUCAACGACAUUGAAAAUGAAAAAAAUGUAGAUACGCUAAGCAUGAUUACAAAAAAUGAACUGAGAUUAACAAGUAGCCGAAAUGAAAAGGAUACUAAGAUAAAAAAUAUAAGAUUUGAGGAUUCUUCAACAAUGAACGAUGAGCAAAUAAAAGUAAAAGAAGCUGUUUUUAUAUUACAAAAUAUGGAAACUUUUAAUUAUUCUAUUACUUAUACUGAAAUACAAAAUAUACGAAAUGAUUUAAGACUAUUUGCUAUUAACAAUUACAAUGAUAAAAAAUAUUCAGAUUGUUUAAUCCAAGCUAUUCAUUCUUAUAUGAUAGCAAAAAAAUAUUACUCGAAAUAUUUUGGUUUUUAUAUAACUGGUGAUAUGAGUACAGAAUUAAUUUUAAUAUGUAAAUGUUAUGUAUUAAUAGAAAAAUAUGAAGAAGGCAAAAAGUAUUUAAAUGAAUUAAAAUUUUUAAUUGACAAUACAUUAUUAUAUACACACAAAAAAGAAUUGUUAAAUGGCCAACCUACCGAAAUUAAUAAAUCUAAAAAUAUAGAUGCACAUUUUGAAGAACCAUAUAUAGUAUGUGAAAUACAAGUCUUAUCAAAUUUGCUUUAUAUUUUUUCUGAUUUAUUAAGCCAAUAUAAACAAAAUGAAGAAGCAGAAAAUUAUUUUUUAAAAUAUUUAUAUGUUGUAGAAAAAAUUUUUAAUUCUGAUAGUUUAAAUUAUAGUGAUGCAUUAAAUGAUGUAUGCUCUUAUUAUAUUAAAGUAAGACACUAUGAAAAGGCUAUACCUUUAUGUGAACAAAUUUUAAACAUAAGAAAAAAAAUUUUUGGAGAUUACAACUCUGAAACCCCAAAUGAAAUCAUCGCAGAUUGUUAUUGUAAUUUGGGAUUAUUAUUAAGACUUUCUGGAAAUCCUUUAAAUGCUUUACACAAGUAUUUAAUAGCCGUCGAUAUGAGAAUGCGAAUACAUAAAACACGACAAACUAUUCAAGUUCAAAAUAUUUUGUUUUCUUUUGCUAUUAUUAUGCAUCAACUUAAUAACUUUAAAAUAUCACUGCAAUUAUAUAAAGAAGUUUAUAAUUUUUACAAAACAUAUUAUGGUCCUCAAGAUAUUAACACAACAAUUGUUUUAAAAUUAAUUGAAGAUUUAGAAAAUGAUGUUAAAAAAGAAGCUAAUAAAAAUCAAGACCAAAUGCCAAAUAACCAAAAUUUAAACAAUAACAUAAUAAAUAUUAAUGAUAAUAUAAUGGAUAAAAAAACUAACAAUCAUACAUACUGGAAUAAAUUUAAUGAACAAGUGAAAAAUAAUAAUAUUUUAAAUAAAUCUGAUUUAGAUCCUAAUUUAAUUGAAAAUCUUAUGAAUGAAAAGGUUUUAAUUAAACCAACUAAUAUAUCUCAUAAUAAUUUUAUUGAUAAAAGAAAAAUUAUAUCAAGAGAUGGAAAUUUUAAAUAUAACGAUUUAAGUUAUUCAAGCAUUGAUGCAUAUAAACAUAUGAAAUCUAAUAAAGAAUUUGAAAUACUAAAAAGUUCUUAUUUCCCAAUUUCAUCUAUUAAUAGAAUUAAAUCAUUAUAUGGAGAUUCUUGGAGGAAUACAUUAAUUCCUUCUACUUACAUUUUACCCUUUGUUGAAACAAAUUUAGUAGAUAAAAAAUUAAUUAAAUUUUCUGAAUGUAAAAAUUUUCAAAAAGCUAUUAUAUAUAAAAGAAAAGUUUUACCAGUUGUUAAUGUACCAUUAAUAGAAAAAGGUUAUGUGAAAUUAAAUAAGGAUCAACCUAUUAUGGUAUGUAAUGAAGAUGCAAAAACUUUAUUAAAUGAAUGGAAUGUUAAAGAACCUUUUGUAGAUCCAAAGGGAAAUGUAUUUAGUAAAUAUGAAAAUAUGGGUCAAGAAUUUAAUAUGUUUAUACCUAUUUUAGAUGAAAAUAAUCAACUUAUGCUUGGAUUUUAUGAUACACCAUUAUAUGUACCAAAUCCUGCUAUUUAUCAUUGUAUUAUUUUAGAUGAUCCAUAUUAUUUUCAUAGAUAUAAUCGUGAUAAUGAUUUAUAUUUAAUCGAUAAGUUAAAUUUAAAUAAAAAGAAUAAAUAUUCGGUGGCAAAAAAUUCUCGUAUUGUGAGUUCAAACGAAAAUAAGAUUAUUUCUACUAACAAAGAUGAAUUUUUUGAUAAUAAAAGUAAAAGCCGAAGUUCAUCAUCUAAUUUAAAAACUACAAAAUUAAAUACAUCUAUUGUAAGCAAUUCAUCUAUUAAUAUUUUAAAAAAUGACAAACAGGACAUCGAAAUUGCUAGUGAAUUAAAAAACCUUGAAAAGAAAAGUACAUCCAAUGUCAUUUUAAAAGAAAAUAUAAGGAAUGAAAAAUCAGUAAUUGAAAUCAAAAAAACAAAAUCAAAACAAAUCGAUCCAUCAUUAUCACUUAAACAAUUUCAAAAAGAAAAAAAAACUAUACCAUUUAAAACACUCGGGCUAAACAAAGAUAAAAAAGCACAACUAAAAACAAAGAAAUUUAAUAAAAUACAUAUAUUAAAACAAACCAAUGGUAAUAAAUCAUCAGUGUUUUCAAAAAAUAAAUAUAUGCCUAAAAAAAAUAGUAAAUUUAAUAACUUAUUUUUUAGAAGUAACGAAAAAUUAAAAUUAAUCGAUCAUAAUAAUGUAGAUGGUGAUAAUGAUCAAUUAGAGAUCUCUACCAAAGAUAUUAAAUUAAAUAAAGAGCCCGUUUUAAAAUCGUCAAUAGAUUAUAAUAUUAAAAUGGAUAUCGAAAAUAAUAUUAACAAAUUAGAACAAUAUGACAUUGAUAACUUGAAGAGAGAAAUAUAUUAUGAAAACGAUUCAAAAAAAACGAAAAAUACUCAUUCGAAUAAAUUAUCAUUUUUGGAGGAUGAAAGCGAAACUGUUGCUAGUUAUAGGGAAUACAAAAAAGAUAAAUUUAUGAAUUCCACAACAAGAACUGGAAAAAAAAAUAAAAAUUAUAAUGAUAAAAAUCCAAAUAUUAAUGCACGAUAUUCUGAAAACAUUACCAAUAAUAGUAGUAGCGAUAGCAACAGUAAUAUUACAGAAUCAGAAAGCAGUGAUGAUAGUUCUUCAUCUAAUGGAGAUAAAGAUUAUGACAUUGAUUUGCAUAAAAUUUUCAACAAUAACUUAUCAUCUAACGAUUAUUCUAGCAAUGAUUUUAGUUUGGUUUCAGGUAAUCGUGGUAGAUAUAAUAAUGGAGAAGAUAAUUUUUCUAAACACAUAAAAAAUGAUAUAAAUAAUACACACAUUGAAAUAUAUAAUGAAAAAGAAAAAUUAUCUUCUUUUUACAAAAAUAAAAUCGGUGAUAAUAUGAUAAUACGAAAUAAUAAACCUUACAAAAAAUCAAUACAUGAAAAUAAUUAUAAUACAAAAAACAUUAAUAAUCAAUAUGAAUCAAUACCAAAACAAAACAAUAAUGAGAAUAAUAAAAGUCAUAUAAAAGAAACAUUAAACAACAUUAAAAAUGUAAAUAUUAAUGACAUUUUAUUUAAAUUUGACUUAAAUAAAAAUGAUAAUUCAUUAAAAAAUGAAAAUAUUUUAUCUGAUAGUGAUAUAACUGAUGGUGAAGUAUAUGCAGAAUCUUCUGAAAAUAAUACCUACUCAAUUACCGAGCAAACUUUGGAUAAUUCAAACAAUAUUGAUGAACAAAUAGAAAAUAAACAAUCUUCAUCCAUAUCUCGUCAACCAUCCUUGCCAUCUAUGCAUUCAAAUAACACAAAUAUAUUUAAUAAUAAAAGUAAAGAUACUAUAUCAAAUUCUCAAUCGUCUCAAAAUAUAUCCUUUUAUCGUGAAACUAAUAAUAAACUAAAUAAAAAUUAUGAUGAAUUUAUACUAAGUGAAAAUGAAGAAUUUUACAAUCAUAUAAUUAUGGAAGAUUCAAAAAUUGAUGACCAAGCUAUAGAAAUAACAAAUCCCCAGGAAAGUAAUAAUCAUUUGCAUAGCUAUAAACAUAAAGUUAUUAAUGAUUUAAAUAUGGACUCAAAUAUAUAUGAUAAAAAUCAUGAUAAAUAUAAUAUUUUUAAUAAAUUACAAAAAAAAUAUAUUUAUGAACAAAAUAAUAAUCAAGCACAUUUUGAUCAACCACUCAUAAAUAGUAAUAUUCAAAGAAACACACAAAAAACAAAAAAUACUGAUGAUAAAAGUAAUAAUAGUUCUGUUGUUUGUGAUGUUGAUAAUACUAUUGAUGCAGAUACAGAUGUUUUAUUCUUAAGAAAUAAUUCAAUAGAAGAAUUGGAUUCAAAUUUAAUAACUAAUAAGUAUGAAUCAAUUUCUAUGAUUGAUGAAAAUAAAAGUGACUAUGCCGAAAAUAAAAGUGAUUAUGUCGAAAAUAAAAGUGAUUAUGUCGAAAAUAAAAGCAUUAAUAUACCGAUGGAUGGUAUAAAUAUUGAAAAUACACGCGAAAAUAAAAAUAAUAAAAUUUCAUCAAAUCGUUUUACUCAAUUAGAUAACGAAUUCGAUACGAUAUUUUCUAGUAAUGAUAUUUCAUACCAUGAUAAAAAAACAAAUAUAAACAGUGUGCAUAAUAAUAAAAAUAAUUUAAUAACUGAAAAAAAGAAGAAAAAAGUAGAAUCUUAUAAGAAUAUAGCCAAUAAUACAAAAAAUAAUCGUAGUAUAAAUAACAGUUUAAUGGAAUGCGAUAUAUCUUAUUUUUCAAAUUCUAAUGGUACUAACCAAAUUAAAAAAGAGGAAACCCCUAAAAAGAAAAGCAAUCAUAUCGAUAGUAACUAUUUUAAUAGUGAUAAUAAUUAUGAUUAUAAAAAUGAGGAAAGGGGGGGAAAAAAAAAAAACGAUGUACCAAAGGGUAAAAGAAACAAAAUUUUAAAUAUGUUUUCAUUUUUUUUAAAAAAUAAAAAAGAACGCUAUAAUAAAAGAAAAAAAAACAAAAUAAUAAAUAAUUCUGAAUGUGUUAUAGAUGACACUCAUAAUCAAAUUAAUAGACAUGAUAAAGAUGCGUCGUUGUUAAAUAGUUUUUCUAAUAACGUUUUAAUAACAAAUAUAAACGGUCAUAAAUUAAAUGGAUCCUAUAAUACUGUUUUAAAAGAUCAUUAUGUACUAUCAAAAAAAAAUAAAAAUAAAUUAGUAACUGAAUCAAUUCAUGGUAUGCAGAAACCGAGAUUAAAUAUAAAAUCUAAAUUUUUAGCUUUGAAAAAAAUAAAUACCUCCAAAAAUGAGUUGAUUAAUAAAAAUAACUCUAUUGAAAAAAAUAAUGACGAAAAAUAUGGAAAAAAAAUUCAUCUCAUCAUGAAAAAUCCAUCACAGAAUUAUGAAAAGGGAGAUAAUGAUGGUUCAAGUGUAAAAGAAAAAAAUGUUAAAGGAAAAUUUGUUAAAGGAAAACAUGUUAAAGAAAAACAUGUUAAGGAACAAAAUGUUAAGGAAGAAAAUGUUAAAGAACAAAAUGAUAAAGAACAAAAUGAUAAAGAAAAACUUGAAAAAGAACAAAAUGAUAAAGAAAAACUUGAAAAAGAACAAAAUGAUAAAGAAAAACUUGAAAAAGAAAAACUUGAAAAAGUGCAAGAUUCAGAUACAAAAAAAGAUGACACAUCGCAAUCUGAAGAAUCUGACAUUAAAAAAAUUGAAAAAGAUACGCAAAAUGAAGAGAAAAGUUCAAUAUCCUCCAAAAAUACACCUACUUUGGUAAAAAAUAAUAAUACAGUAGUUACUCUGAAAAAAUUAGUGAUAAAAAAAAUAGUUCCAAAAAUUCCAUUAAACAAAGCCAGUAAGGAAAAUGAAAAUACUGUUCCAAAUGCGCCAAAAAGUAGCCAAAAUGGUGCCCCAUCUACUACUAAUACUAGUGAUAAAAAUCAACAAACAAAAGUAAUAAAACAAAUAAAUGAUGUAUUGCCAUUUGAUAUAUUACGAAAAGUGAAAUAUUGUAAAAUUGGAUCUGAACCAGAUGAUAUUUUCGGUACUUUACCAACUGUGCAUUUAUUAAAUGACGAAAAAACUGUUUUAGCAAUUGUACCUUGGCAAUUAGAUUUAACUUCCUUCUCUUUAGCUAAAUCUUCUAUCGAAGAAGAAACAAUUAAGAAAAUUGGUUUACUUCAUAAAGAAUUGGAAGUUUCUAUUGAUGAUAGGAAAAAAUUGAUAGAAAAAGAAACAAAACUUUUAACAGGAGAAGGAUUAAAAGAAUUAGGGCUCACAACAAAUUCUACAGAUGCAAUGCCUUCUAUACCAGGUUUAAAUCUUUUAUCUGGCAUUGAUUUAGAAAUGCUAAAAAAAUCAUAUAAAAUUGAAAAAACUGAGGUUACAGAAAAUCAAAAAUCAGUAGAAAAGGCAAAAAGUGCUUCAAUAAAAAAGGAAGCACCAAAAACGACACCAAAAACAACACCAAAAGGAAAAGGAGGAAAAAAAGGAGCUCCAAAAUUUAUGAAAGGGCCUCCAAAAGGCGCCCAAGGUGGGGCUGUUGUUGGAAAAAGUAAAUUUAGUAUUAAAAAAAAUCAAGCAAAGGAUGAUGGAAAAACAAAAAGAUUUUUCUGGGAAGCUUUAUUUGAAAAUGAUAUACCAGGAACACUAUUUGAAGAUAAAAAAAAUUUAAUAACCAAAAUUGAAAUAGAAAAAGAAAGCGUUGAAAAAUGUUUCACAAAAAUUGUUGCUAAAAAAGAAGGUGGAACCGAGUUAAAAAUUAAAAAACCAAAAGUUAUACAAUUAUUGCCAGAUUCAAAAAGAGAAUAUAAUAUGUCCAUUGCUUUAUCGAAAUUUAAUAAUUACACAUUUAAAGAAAUAAGAGAUGCAAUUAUGAAUUUAAAUCCGAGUAUACUUAAUAUAGAUAAUACAGAAGUAUUAAUGCAAUAUGUACCAACACCAGAAGAAUUUGAAAUUGUUAAAGAAUACAUUUGCUCUAAUGGUGAUUUAAAUUUAGUUGAUAAACCUGAACAAUAUAUAGCAGCAUUAACAGGGGUACCUUUAUUAAAACAAAGAUUAGAAUCUCACUAUUUUGCUUUAGCAUUUAAAGAAAAUUAUGAAAAUACUUUAAAUCCAUUAGAAAAUAUAUUAGAAUCAUGUGAAGCAAUAAAAGGAUCAACAAAACUUUUUACUAUUUUAUUUACCAUCUUAAAUGUAGGUAAUACAUUAAAUUAUGGUGAUCCACAAAGAGGUAAUGCUUUCGGAUUUAAAUUAACAACAUUAGCUAAAUUAAAUGAUAUAAGAUCAAGUACUAAACCUGUUAAAACACUUAUGCAAUAUAUAUGUGAAGUUAUUUAUGAAAAAAGCCCAGAAACAUUGCAAAUCAUUGAUGAAUUAAGAUGUAUUGAAAAUGUAGUCAGAACAGAUAAACAAAUAAUUGAUUCCCUUUUACAAAAAUUAAAAAUGGGUUCGACAAAAAUUAAAAAUGUUAUAGAAUUGGCUAAAAAAAAUCCAGAAGAUCCAUUAUAUGAUGCACUUAAUGAAUUUUAUUAUAGUGUAGAACCAAAAAUUGAAGAACUCGACCAAUUUUAUAAUCAAACACUUUCGGUAUUCAAAGAUAUUGCAUUAUAUUUAGGUUAUAAAGAAAAAGAAGUAGCUAAUGUACAAAUACAAGAUUUGUUUAAAGAACUUUGGAAAUUUGUUCAAUCUGUUGAAUUUAAUAGAAAAACAAUUAAUGAAAAUGCUUUAAAAGAACUUAAGAAAAAAGAAAAACAAUUGGAAAAUGAAAAAAAAGGAGCAGUUCUCAGCAAAAAGCAAAACUUUACUAUAGUUAAAAAAACUCAAAAGGCCCCAGCUGAAGAUACUGAAAAGAAAUCUUUCAAAAUAUUUUAA
This is a messenger RNA of Plasmodium yoelii, 7761 nucleotides long. RefSeq lists its product as uncharacterized. The transcript has a single exon. Gene Ontology annotation, molecular function: protein binding. The coding region runs from base 1 to 7761 and encodes 2586 amino acids. The record is from RefSeq and is a predicted model, not a curated record. Lineage: Eukaryota; Apicomplexa; Aconoidasida; Haemosporida; Plasmodiidae.